CCAAAACAAUUAGGUUUGGACUAGCGUGCUAAGGCUGCCAAAAUCCCGAUGCACUGGGUGGCAGUAAAGGGGGAUAGACAAUGUCAGCUUUUCUCUGACAACAUUUAAUUCAGAUUCCCAACCUCCCAGGAAAACCACAGCCAUGUGGCCUGCUCUUGUCUGGCUGAGUUGACAUGACACAUUGAACCAUGAAUGCUCUCUAUCAGCUGCGUUCCCACAACAAACUAAUCUAAAUAGUGGUUGGCCAGGUGAAGCUUUCCCAACGGAGACAAAGGUGCACCUGUGUAGUUCUUGGGCCAUUUGUUUUAAAAACAGUACUGCUCUCCAAAUUGAUCUAUGCCUAGAAGCAACAUGUCAUACUCUUGUUGAGAGCUAUGGCGCUUUAUAUCUAGGGCAGGAUUCCAAAAAAAUAUCCCGGGCAACAACCCAUCUUGGAGAGUCGUCGCUCGGAUCAAUGCACUCGGCGUAUGUUCAAAGAUUUUAAUUCGCAUAAAGGAAGGAGAUAAUUUGAUACUGCCGACCUAUUCUAGAGUCUUUCUCUCGUCGUCCUCCCCCCCACCCGUAAUGUACUUAGUGUUUGUCUAUUGUUAUUUCAUUGGAUUCUCACAUCAGGGAUCCUCCCUUGCCGAAUCCCGCUCUACUUUUCCCGCAAAGUUCUUCGCUAUUCGUGAAACGGUCGGACUUCGGCCACUCGUGGCUGGGCAACCGCCGGGGGGCGCGCGAGGACGAACGUUGGGAGCCCCGGCGGCGGCUUAAGCGGUCCAUGGAGCCGCCGGUGGAGGCCGGAGGCUCCGCGAGAGAAAGAGAAAGGGAGAGGAGGGAGCGAGAAGCGAUGGCUUACGGCAACCCUGUGCCUAAAUUCUACAAGUCGGUCAUUGAUGAUGUGAUUGAAGGAGUCCGAGAUGUUUUUGUGGAAGAAGGUGUAGAUGAACAAAUUCUGAAGGAGCUCAAGCGGCGCUGGGAAAUGAAAGUGAUGCAGUCUAAAGCAACUGAAGGUUUCUUCCACCAUAGUCAUGUUUUGCCCCAGUUUACCCUGCAUCUUCCAUCCAGCUUCCAAGCCCUGCAGACUACAGGUGUUACUGCAAGCAGAGGAAUGCAUCAGUUCGCUAACUCUACAACACCAGCAGUAGCAGCUGAACUAGAGUCUUCCCAGUCUAGUGGGGCCAUCUUUUCUCUGGCUUCUGGCCUUACCUAUCCUAUUCAAAUGCCUCCUGGUGUGACUCUUCAGACAGCAUCUGGGCACUUGUAUAAAGUCAAUAUGCCUGUGGUUGUCACUCAAACUACUGGUGGAGGAACUGCCAUCCAGACUCCACUUCAACAAAUAUUCCAGCAAGUUGGGAAGCAAUCCUUGGUGCCUCAGCCAGCCCCAGUCAAUAUUAUACAGGCAAACACAUCUUCUCUUCAAGAAAUCAGCAAUGGUAGCUUGCUGACCUCAAAACCUGCUGUGCCCCAGCAUCUAAAGAUGGGGGAUAAAGACCUGCUUGGGGCUACUGCUGCCACACUAAAAGCCACCAGAAGUCAGGGGGAAGUUGCAAUAGGGACUCUGGUAAGCCUGAAACCCUCAAGUUCUUUACAGACUCCCCAGAUAGCCAUUACAACUCUUCCUGUUGCAAAGUCAUCUGGAUUAGACAACCCCAGGUCCAGAGAAGCAAGAGAAGUCAUUUCUUCUGGUGGGGGACAAUUGUCUGUGAAUCUUGAGCAGCCUCCGGACUCUGAUGAUAUAAUUGAGCUGAUAAUUAUGGGCAAUGACUUGGAUGACACUGCCCUUCUCUCUGAUGAAACCAGCCUCUCUCUUGUUGAAGAGUUAGAUACCAGUGUGCAAAUGGAAUCAGACCUGCUGGCCCAGAAAAAUAUUUCAAAUGAUCUUGAAGAAAUCAUUCAACUAGAUGGGACAAGUGAUCUUUCACCCAAAGCAGAAAUAGAAAGUCCAAGAGAUGGAGAAGAUGAAGAGCUUGUUGGUAUAAUUGAUGCUGAAGAUUUAAAAGUCCUGGAUGAGGAAGAAGAGGAAGGUGAAAAUAGCACUUCAGACAAUCAGUCUCUCAACAGUGCUAGUGAUGCUGAUGAAUCCUCAGUUGAUAUUGUUGAGGAGGAUCCUUUAAAUUCUGGUGAUGAUGUUAGUGAACAAGAAACACCUGAUGUUUUUGACACUGAUAAUAUAAUUGUAUGCCAAUAUGACAAGGUUCAGCGAAGUAAGAACAGAUGGAAAUUCUACUUGAAAGAUGGUGUGAUGUGCUUUGGGGGAAAGGACUACAUUUUCUCCAAAGCCAUUGGAGAUGCAGAGUGGUGAAACUUACAGAAAUAUCUGCAGGAUUUUUAAAAACUAUUUUGUAAAAUUCUGUAAGGAAAUAUUGAAUUUUUUGUGUUCUGGAAAUAAUUCACAUGAGGAAAGUAUGUGACUCUAUAAAAAUCCAGUAUUGACAA
Messenger RNA from Crotalus tigris (Tiger rattlesnake), 2421 nucleotides. RefSeq names its product general transcription factor IIA subunit 1 like (gene GTF2A1L). Lineage: Eukaryota; Metazoa; Chordata; Lepidosauria; Squamata; Viperidae. The record is from RefSeq and is a predicted model, not a curated record. Gene Ontology annotation, cellular component: transcription factor TFIIA complex. Gene Ontology annotation, biological process: transcription initiation at RNA polymerase II promoter; transcription by RNA polymerase II. The transcript is spliced from 9 exons. Bases 764 to 2287 code for a protein of 507 amino acids.